Manihot esculenta (cassava) is the source of this 1723-nucleotide messenger RNA. RefSeq names its product serine/threonine-protein phosphatase PP1 isozyme 2. The record is from RefSeq and is a predicted model, not a curated record. Lineage: Eukaryota; Viridiplantae; Streptophyta; Magnoliopsida; Malpighiales; Euphorbiaceae. The coding region runs from base 281 to 1222 and encodes 313 amino acids. The transcript is spliced from 4 exons. Gene Ontology annotation, cellular component: nucleus; cytoplasm. Gene Ontology annotation, molecular function: protein serine/threonine phosphatase activity.
UCAGUUCAGAGUUUGGUCCGGUUCUGGCAACAGUGGACUGGAUAAGUGAGGGAUUAGUCGGCUCUGUACCAUCAAAUCGAAUAGUUUCAUGGAAAUAAUCGGACUUUUGCAGGCACCCUGUUUUGUUAACAUUCUUUAAUGCCACCCAAAUUGUAAUAAAAUAAAGAGAAAUUCAAACCAAGAAAAAAACAAAGCUCCCCUUGUUCUUCUUCUUUGCUCAUUUUUUCAAUUUCUUCCCCUUCCUUCUUUUUCAUCCAACAAUUUCUUGAAGUCGCUUUCAAUGGCUCACCAAGGUCUGCCUUCCAUUGACCCUGCCGUUUUGGACGAUAUUAUCAGUCGUCUGUUGGAUUUUAGGCAAACUAGAGCAGCCAAACACCAGCAGGUUCAGCUAACUGAGAAUGAGAUCCGCCAACUCUGUGAUGUGUCUGCGGAAAUCUUUCUUCAACAGCCCAAUCUCCUCGAGCUCGAAGCCCCCAUCAAGAUCUGCGGUGAUAUUCAUGGGCAGUAUUCUGAUCUUUUGAGGCUUUUUGAAUAUGGGGGUUUUCCUCCCAGUGCUAAUUAUUUGUUCCUAGGCGAUUAUGUAGAUCGUGGAAAGCAGAGUUUGGAAACAAUAUGCCUUUUGCUUGCCUAUAAAAUCAAGUACCCUGAGAACUUCUUUCUUUUGAGGGGAAAUCAUGAAUCUGCAUCUAUUAAUCGAAUUUAUGGAUUUUAUGAUGAAUGUAAACGCCGAUUCAAUGUGAAACUUUGGAGAACCUUUACGGAUUGUUUUAACUGUCUACCUGUUGCUGCUCUUAUAGAUGACAAAAUAUUGUGCAUGCAUGGAGGGCUUUCCCCUGAUUUAACAAAUUUGGAUCAAAUUAGAAAUUUACCCCGUCCAACUGAUAUUCCAGAAUCUGGGUUGCUUUGUGAUUUACUUUGGUCUGAUCCUAGUAGAGAUGUUAAAGGCUGGGCAAUGAAUGACCGAGGGGUCUCAUACACUUUCGGAUCAGAUAAAGUGUCAGAAUUCUUAAUUAAUAAUGAUAUGGAUCUUGUUUGUCGUGCCCAUCAGGUUGUCGAGGAUGGAUAUGAAUUCUUUGCGGACAGGCAGCUUGUUACAAUUUUUUCUGCUCCCAACUAUUGUGGUGAAUUUGAUAAUGCUGGUGCAAUGAUGAGUGUUGAUGAAACCUUAAUGUGCUCUUUCCAAAUACUUAAGCCUGCAGAUAGAAAGUCCAAAUUCCAGUGAAAAGGACGUGUGCUAUCUUGAUUCCUGCAUACUAUUGCUAACGUAAGGAACUUAAUUAUCCCACAUGUGAUUUGAGAAACAUUUGAAGAUUGAUAUUAUAACCUCAGAACUCCAAACUUGAGGUGGUGUGCAAAUAGCAGGUCGUUUCUUACGUUGAGGGAUGAGGGUAGGAGUCUAUUGAUAGUUUUUGGAGGAACACUCUAUUUCCUUCGGUAUGGAGGUAUCCCCUUUUAGUGCAAGGGCACAGGCCAUAAGUUUAUCCACUUCAAUAUUUUUAUUUCACAAAAAUUGUGAUGCUCGUGUAAAUACAUUUUUUUGCUGUAAAUGAUUGCAUUAGUACGCUACUGAGAUUGCCCUUUCAUGAGAUUUUCCUUUUAGUGGAUGAAGUUUGUGCUGGAUCAUAUGGAUCAGGUACAAGUCAACUUUCUAUUGGCAGUCCAAGACUCGAACGAGACUUGCCUGAAUAAAAACUCAGCUCGUCAGCGUUUGUUUUCUCCUUAA